Messenger RNA from Electrophorus electricus (electric eel), 711 nucleotides. The record is from RefSeq and is a predicted model, not a curated record. NCBI's taxonomy places the organism in Eukaryota, Metazoa, Chordata, Actinopteri, Gymnotiformes, Gymnotidae.
AUGGUACCACCUCUGGCCACGCCCUCUACCACACCCACCCGCACAAGCUUGGGGGUGUGGGAUUGGCUGGACUGCGAGUGUAGGAAGCCACCUGCUGCCAUCACAGCCCCUGAUCUGAGAGCCAGGACCCCCUGCCAAAGCCCAGGCGCCCCUCCCACCUGCCUGGACCCUGCUCAGCCAAACCAGCGACCCUUCCCCUCCGCCUGGCUCCGCCCCUCCGCCUGGCUCCGCCCAUCUGCCUGGCCCGGUCCCUGCUCCAGCGCCUGGUUAAACAAAGCUCUGUGUUACAGUAAGGAGGACUCGGAGGCCCGUGUCUGGCGGGGAGACUCGGCUUGGCUGCGGCGGUGCUCCCGGCUGUGCGGUUUGGAGCGCGGCAGCUCCAGACACAACCCGAAGCCGAGCUUCCCCAAGUCCUGGCACCUUCAGCUAGUCAGCAGGAACUUGGCACCCUCUCCAAAUCACACCAAUAACAGAUACCCGAACGCCCACUCCAGAUACUUCCACCCCCACCCCAGAUACACCAACCCUCACCCAGAUACCUCCACCCUCACCCCAGAUACCCCCAUCCCCAACCGAGAUACCCCCACCCCUACCCCAGAUACCCCCAACCCCACUGCAGAUAACCCCACCCUCACCCCAGAUAACUCAACCCUCACCCCAGAUACUCCCACCCCCACCCCAGAUAACACCACCCAGCCCCCACACCUGUAA